UUAUUAUUUUUUUUUUUUUUUUUUUUUUUUUUUUAAGUUACAUUUGGUUAGGUAAUCCCCACUCUGACCCACACUCCAACACAGUAGGUGGCGGUAAUGCACCUUCACGUUAGUGCCUCCCGCCAAUAAAAUCACAAGAAGAAGAAGGAAGUGCUUUCCGUCACCCGGAUGUGCUUUCCACAGUUCUGUAGUGUUUUGCGCUGUAGUUAUUCGUAUUUAUUACUUGAAGAUAUUGCUUAGAGUGGCUUAAACGCCACUUAAAUUGAAAAAUGUAUUAAAUACAGGCGGCCUUUCAUAAUUCAUUUAGUGCAGAAAAACGCAACGAAAGCGUGAGUCUGGUGUUCCACUGACAACCGCUGCACAACAAGCUAACCCGGCUAGCGGUGUAGCUAACAGCAGGUACUAUGAGUCUGGCAGGAAGCCGUGAACCCAGAAAGACUGCGGGAAACCGCAUGUCGAAGCUUCUGGACGCCGAAGAAGAGGACGAGUUCUACAAGACCACCUAUGGAGGAUUUCACGAUGAAUCGGGAGAUGAUGAAUAUCACGGGGAACAUUCAGACACUGAGGAUGAGGUUGACAGUGACUUUGACAUUGAUGAAGGUGAUGAGCCGGAUAGUGACCAAGAGGAAGACGCUCCUCGGAGGAAAAGCAGAGUUGUUACUAAAGCUUACAAGGAACCCAUAAAGGUGGCUAAACCCAAACCUAAAAAACCCAGUGAAGAGCAGAGGAAGACGGAGAAAACCCGAGUGGAGCUCAGGAGGAGGAUUCCACAAGAACUGCAGGACUUUGCAGAGACGCGGAAGUCGGUGCGGCAGUCCACCAGCGAACACACCAGGAAGACCAACCUGCGCUUACAGGAGCGCCAGGACGCUCCGCGGAGACGGCGAGGAGCCCAUCGAGAUCGACCCCUGACUCAGGAGGAGCUGCUGGCAGAGGCCAGAGUCACAGCGGAGCUCAACAUCCGCUCUCUGGAAAACUAUGAGCGUUUGGAAGCAGACAAGAAGAAGCAAGUCCACAAGAAGCGUCGAUUCGAGGGUCCAACCAUCCGCUACCAUUCGCUGCUCAUGCCCAUCGUCUCCCACUCUGUCCUGAAAGAGGAAAACGUGGAUGUGGAGGGGUUGGAUCAGGACGUCCCUCAGGCCGCGCCGCAAAAUCCCUCCACGCCGUCCCAGCAGCCAACCGGAGGCCUGUGCUCCCGGACUUACGUGACGUUCAGUGACGACGAGGCGUUCGAGGUGGCCUUUCCCCGCAGCGCCCACCCCGGCCCCCAGCCGCCCGUUCAGGAGAUCUGUCCCGUUACCCACAAGGCCGCUCUGUACCGAGACCCGGUCACCGAUAUUCCGUACGCCAACGCGCGGGCCUUCCGCAUCAUCCGAGAGGCGUACCGUAAAUACGUGGCGGCGCACGGCUUUCCUAACACAUCAGGAGGGGGGACGCCAGGGGACUCUGGAGCCACGAAGGGCGCCCGACCGAAAAUGUCUGUCAGACAAACUGGAGUCACUUCCUAGUCUUUGUCCCGCUAACAUUUCUUCCUCCUUGCUUCUCUUUCAUGAAGAAUACUCAGUAAGGAGUCUUUUUUUGGGAUGACAGCUGGGUUACUGUGUUCAUGAAAAUAUUUCCACAGUAAACCCAAGAACACCAAAAGAGCAAACAGUAAAAUGAUCAACAAUCCCAAACAGACUUAUUUCCACUUUUAUUUUUGUAAUGUUUUUAUAUCUUUUUUCUUAAUGUCCAGACUUUUUGUUCAUUGCUUCCAUAAAUGUACAAACUUGUUUCCACUAACCAUAAGUAAAUAUUUCAAAGUAAAACUCA
This is a messenger RNA of Oryzias latipes (Japanese medaka), 1812 nucleotides long. It is a transcript of the gene vps72a, whose product is annotated as vacuolar protein sorting 72 homolog a. NCBI's taxonomy places the organism in Eukaryota, Metazoa, Chordata, Actinopteri, Beloniformes, Adrianichthyidae. Gene Ontology annotation, cellular component: nucleus. The record is from RefSeq and is a predicted model, not a curated record.